Molecule: messenger RNA, 2076 nt
Organism: Rotaria sp. Silwood2
Lineage: Eukaryota; Metazoa; Rotifera; Eurotatoria; Philodinida; Philodinidae
Source: the annotation of a GenBank genome assembly
AUGUGUCAUUUUUUUAUCGUCGAUAUUUGCAAAUCACUUGAAGAAGAGCAUAAAAAAUUAAUCGAUGAAAAAGAGCUUUCUCCGUCUUUCACAUCCGUUGUACAAUUUUAUCGUGGACAACGAAUGGAUUGCAAUGAAUUAGAUCAACUAAUGCUAUCGUUAAAUGAGUUUAUUAUUGUUAAAAGCUUUUUAUCUGCCUCAACUGUUCCUGAAGUGGCAUUAAUGUUUACUGGGUCGCAUCUCGGUGGUUAUAAAUCGGAAUGUAUAUUCGUUCUAUUUACAAUUACUAUCGAUAUGAAAGCAAAACAUACUCCAUUCGCCUACAUUAGUCGUCACAGUACAUAUAAAGAUGAAGAUGAAGUUUUAUUUAUGAUGUGUUCAAUAUUUCUGAUCGAGAACAUAAUCUAUGAUGAUACAAAGGGUGUGUGGGUUAUCAAUUUGAGUCUAGUCGAUGAAAACGAUCAACGUCUACUGCAUAAACUUGAUCAACUUGACUGCAGACAUUUACUUGAGUUAUCGUUUGCUACUCAAAUUAUAGAAACCGGACAUCUUAUUCGUCGGUGUUAUUCUCCGAGGCUAAGUUCACUAUACUAUAAUAUUUUAUUACUUGAUUAUUCAACUGAUGAUCCAAUAUGUAAAUGUGCCUGUUAUUCUGGCCUCGGUUGGAAUGCAUUCCUUCAAGAAAAUCAUAAGCUGGUAUUUGCUGAUCAGGAGAAGUUACUUGCUGAUCAGAAUAAAGCACUCGAACAAUGCCCUUCUAUUUCUGAUAAAAGAAGCAAAGGACUGAAGGCUACCAUUCUCAAUCAUAUAGGAGAAAUCUACGAAGCAUAUGGCUCGUUUGAACCUGCACUCCAAUCAUAUACAAAAGCAGCUCUUGAUAUCGGUUCGUUUCGUCUGGAUCAAUAUGAUAUGAUUAGGGAAUUUCCAAUUAUUCCUACAAAGGAAAUCGCAAAGUGGCAUCGAAUUCAAUGUAAUUUCGAUGUUGCUAUAGCCAUUUACGACAAAAUAAUGGAAAUAAAAAAACUGAAUUAUAUCAAGAGUUCAAUGUCUCUUUAUCAUGAGAUAGCUCUGGCAAGCAGUAAUGUACUAUACGGAAACGAUGAUUCAGCACAUAUAAUAUACUGGAAAAAAUUCGUUGAUUUCAGUAGUGCACAUUACCUUUCGAAAUAUUACAAUGAAAUCGCUCGUGAAUAUUAUUCUAUCGGAAAUAGUAUUCUUGAGUAUAAGAAAAUUUUCAGUUUCAAUAGAAUUGAUUUAGCAUUGGAAUGUUAUCGUAAAUCUAUUGAUAUUUUGUCCUAUUACGCACCAAAAGAACAUAAGAUCAUUGCAAAGUGCUAUGGUUCCAUGGCAAAAAUUUAUGUCACAAUAAGUAACAAAGAGUCUCACUCAGCAGCUAUUGAACAUUACGAAAAAGCGCUCGCAAGCAUACCAAGUGACACAUCGAAUGCUUUGUUGAUCGAUCUUCUAAGUUCAUUUUCUAAACAAGUGGCCGAUGCUUAUGUUGUGACUGAUCAGUUUAAUUUGGCAAUAGACUCUUUAUUGAAAGCAAUAGAAUAUGAUAGAAGAUAUCUUCAUGUGACCAUGGACGCAAAUAAACCUUAUUAUGGAAAUGUGGCUGCAAGCACGAAUAAAAAAAUAUCUAUGUGCUACAACAAAAUCGCGGAUAUUUAUGAAAUUCUCGCUUCUAAGUAUCGUAACAAAUCAUUGACUGAUUUAGAAUAUACAGACCCUAUCCAUGAUCUUUUUACUCUUAAGCUCAUUGCUGAGCCUGAUGCUCUUGAACCGCAACCAUUUGAUAAAAGAAUUAUUGAUAUUUUAUUGUCUGCUCAAGCGGUUGUGAAAGCAACAAAAAUUUUCAAAUGUUUGCACGAUCACGAACUUACAUUAUGUGAACGUAAAGAGCAUGGUUACGCCUGCGAUAAAUGUUACACACAUUUUACAUUUGAAGUACCAUCAUGGCGUUGCACAGAACACAAUUAUGAUAAAUGUUGUAGAUGUCUUGCCAAAGAAAUAUACUACUUCAACUGUAAACUACUUGAAGAACUGCAAGGCAUUGAUAAUUCCAAUCAAAUCUGA